This is a messenger RNA of Schistosoma guineensis, 3422 nucleotides long. Lineage: Eukaryota; Metazoa; Platyhelminthes; Trematoda; Strigeidida; Schistosomatidae. The record is from the annotation of a GenBank genome assembly.
AGUACUGAAGAAUUCUUUGAACCUGUUAAUACACUGAGAAAAUUACUCCUCAAUUUUUAUUGGCUUUCAAAAUUAUGCGUUUCAAAACGGCGUGACCUUUGGACACCACCAUCCGCAUGAUUUAAUUGUUUUCUUGUUUUGCCAAUAUACAUAUUAUCAACACUGAACUUUUGCUGCUUGAGUCUGAUUACUAUACGUCCGUACAUUUAGAUAUUGUGAUAUCUCUAGCAGUUGUGUUGUACAGAUUUGCAACAUGGAUUGCGUCUAUUUUUAUGACCAUUUGGUGAUAUUCCGGAAAAUUGAUUAUAUCGAGUUAAAACUCAAAAAGGAAGUUCAGGGGUAUGAUUCAGGAUCCCAAGCAAGCGAAAAUACGCUAAACCUCGUAUCCCAACUUUUAACUGAAGCUUUGAAAGAUCGUGUAUCGCUCGUUUGUCCCAUCAGAGUUUGCAUAAAAGGCAAAAAAGACCUCCAUGGCCUAGGACUCAAAUAUAUUGGACAGCUCACUCAUGCAAUCCUCACCAAAGGUCCUCCAAGUAACACUCCGGCUGGUAAUGAAUUUCGCCAGUUUUGGGGCAAAAAGUCUGAACUUCGACGUGUUGAUGGUGAUUUAUGUGAAUGUGUUGUGUGGAAUGGUAAUUCUAAUGUCUGCAUGCAGAUCGUCAAUUUUAUUCUAGAAGAGAAAUUCCAUUUAUCUUCAAAUGUUAACGUAUCAAAGCCGUGGUAUCACAUUUUGCCUAAUCGUCUUGAUCCAUUUAUAAGCUUGCAUAGACGCAACCGAAAAGUCAACUUAGUUGCUGCCUCACCUCUUCGUCUGAUUAGAGCAAUGGAUAAACUCCGAGCAUUACUACGUGGAUUAAAUGAUAAACUUCCCCUUAAUAUUACGGGGAUUUUACCCUUAUCGUCAGCUUUUCGUGACACUUCGGUUUUCCCUCCUGUAUUGUCUUUUCCUAUGGCUAACCAAUCACAUCACGGGAUAAAAAAGUCAUAUUUUCAAACGGUUAAAUGGUUAUUGAGAAAAGCAUGUUUUCCUGUGUUCCCAUUGUAUGUUAUAAUUCACUUGGAACAAUCUGGAAGAUGGCCAAACGACUUAGAUGCAUUCCGACAUAUGAAGCGAUUACUAGUGAUUCGUAUGCAUGAAUUGCUAUCACCUAAAGGAAUUCCAUCUCAUGUUACCGUCGAUAACAUGCUGGAUAUAUUUUUACAAGGACUAGUAUUCCGAAUCGUAAUUUCACAAUCAAAAGAACUUAAUUUAAUUCAGAAAUUAAGUAAUUCUGAAAUCAAAACAGAUAAUAAAAAUAAAACACUUUCGGAGACUGGUGAUGGUAGUUCAUUAUCUAUUGAAAUAAAUUCCGAAGCUGCUUGUUGGAUUCGUCUGAAUCAAAGUUUACCAACAUUAGCCGGUACACUUAGUGGUGUUUCACGUACUUAUGCACAUGUGUUUCCUAUGGCAUGUCGAUUAGCUAAACGUUGGUUAUCAGCUCAAGGGUAUCCAGUGAUUCUAUGUCCAUAUGAAGCGGAACUAGAUGGUCUACAUAAUUCAUCAGAUUUUUUUCCACAAUCUGAACAAUGUUCGUCUGCACUAUCUACUUGGUGGUUAAAAGAUUUUAAUACAAGUACCAAUGAUGGACGUAUAACUGAAGUGGCUGUUGAAUUAUUAGUUCUUUAUGCUUCGAAGCUAUGUGAUUCUGUUGAUUCCGAGUCGAAGGAAGCUAAUCUUACUUCGAUCGGAUCACCUGUUGCUGCAUUCCUACGAUUUCUUGAUUUAUUGGCUACCUAUGAUUGGGAAAACGCUCCACUUCUAGUUGAUUUAAAUGAGGGAUUUUCUGUGGAUAUCAACAAACGUCAACUAGCUCUGGAUUUAUUUAAUCGUACACCUCGAUGUAAUUUACCCGCUUUAAUCAUAUGUACUCCACUUGACACAACUGGAACAGAAUGGACUGAAGUAGGACCAAGUCGAGGAGGUCUAAGUGAUUUGAAAUUGCUAGCGAGUCAGUCACGUGAUUUACUAAGAGCUAUGCUUGUUAGUAAUGCUCCGAUUAAUGAUCUACUGGUCAUUUUUCGUCCGGUCUUUAGUAAAACUGAUAUAGUACUCAAUGUCAAAGCAAAUAUUGUAAAUAUUCGUCAGUCAGAAUCGUUACAUGGAGCGUUGAAAAAAACGCAGCUUGCUGUUCCUGAAACUAAUAAUGAUAGUGACGUACCUAUGGAAUUCCCAGAUCCUGGAGCCCGUUAUUGGCCACAAAGAUACUGUUAUGAUCCACUGAAUUGGUUUGUCAAAUUAUUGCGAUUACGUCUAGGCAGGUUUUUUGAAAUCCGUUGGGAUCGUCAUGGCGGAAAUUGGAUAGCUCUACGAUGGCGUCCACAUUUCAUCCAAACAAUCAAUUCAAAAGAUCGAGUUACAUUAGUCCAAUCAAUAUUCAAUUCCGAUUUGUUGGAUGGUUUAACUCAACAUGCAAACGGCGGUCAACUUACUGAUUUAGUUUGUAGUAAACCAUCUGAUCUACCUCUUGUAUAUAAUGAUUAUUCAUUGGUAAAUUUAUUGUCUGUAUGGGCCAAGAAAUUUAUUGACUUGCCUAUUAAUUAUAAUAAUUUGACAAACGAUAUUAACAUCAGCAAAAAACGAAAACAUAACAUAUCUGAGGAGAACACAACUAAGUGUAUGAAGAACAAAAAGAAAAAAAACUAAAAGAAUAAUUAAAGUGAUGUACCGAUUAUUACAUGUAAAUAAAUAAUUAAUUGACGUUAAAUUCUAUUUGUGCAUAUGAGUAUUUGUCUAACUCUGGUGUUAUUGAGUUGCUAUUGAUCAGUUCAACCAUUCAAUUCUGUCAUUUCUCCAAACUUUGAAUUCUUCCCACUUUUGCUUCGUCAAGAUGAUCUGUAGUCAAUCCGGUUCUGUUAUCACAUACAGCUUCAUCUAAUUAAGCUAUGAGUUACAUCUCUUGUGCUGUAAGAGUUACUGACCCCUUGGCUACUCAAAGAGAACUGCUUCAAACAUUGGGUGUGUUCCUUUUAAAAAUCGAUUUCUUAGACCACUGAGAUUUUUUUCUCUUAACUUAAUUAAUAAUCAUGAAAUAUGACUGACCUGUAAAAUUUGCUAAGUAGCUAAGUAACUAGUAACAUAUUACUUUGACUAGUCACUUAUAAUAUUGAUAAUAGACUGUGUAUGAUCGACUGUGGUUGAUCGACCAAAGUUGUGUAGCUGAUUGUUAAAUUGUUUAUGUGUUGGUCAGUGCCAUUGAGAUUAGCUCCAAGUUUUACUUUUCCUCAUUUUCCUCAUUUUCGAGGACUUGUUAUGAAAGGAGAAUACCGUUUUGUAGUCGAUUCGCAUUAAUAGCCUGUUAGUAUUGAUUUGACUUUUAUCUGAAUUCGUCUGUGUUGUUAUUUGUGUACACUUAUGUUAUACUCGAGUAAUCGAAAUCCCAUCC